AUGCCGACUGCAUGUGCUGAGAAAGAUAUAUCCUCAAAACAGAUAAGGAUCGCUCCUCCCAACAAGGCUGCAGCCUCACGGUUCAUCUUAUCACGGCGGGUUUUUUCUCGCCUCACCGACUGGCAGCCCCCGUUUCCACGAUCAUGUCUGAUGGGUGUAUUUAUUCUCCCAAAGAGCAAGAUUGUGAGACCGCUACCAUGCUUCCGUAGUACUCAUCGAAUAAGAUCUGUUGCAGAGUCGAUCCUUCUCCGUUUCGCAGCACGCAGCACAAGCUGGUGGUCGGGCUUUUCCGCUGAAAACUUAUUAGCCAGAGAUGAGAAAGGGAAAUUAUGGUAUGUGUCAGUGAAAAGCCAUGGCCAGCCUCGCUGCCUGACGGUGUAUAUUUGCUUCUUAUCCGUUAUUGUCUCUCACAACGCUGGGGGCAUUACCUCGAACAUCCGCGUACGGUACAUACCAGGCCGCAUUUCAAUUCAAAAUUACCGAUCCCAAGCACCAACUUUCCAGGAAAAGCCAGACAGCCACACCCCGCAUUUUGAAUGCAAUUGCCUGCUAGCGGCGUGUGCAGCGACUGGGCUCCAAUCAUCCUGGAGUUGGGUGGGAGGCCAGGUCUCCCCAGGUCGGGCUGGCCAAAAGCGUGAUGGCGGCUCCCAAUCACUGGCAACCAUGGAAAACCGGUGUGGAACAAAAGGGCUGCUUGUCAAUGCUGGAACUGCCAGUCUGCAGCGUGUGUGGGAGAUGGAUGGAUGCGCCAGCAAACGACAAGUUGGAUCUUGUUGCAUCUUUCGAGCGGGAAGAUGGAUUCUGCCCUUAUUCUUCGGCAGGAGCGUGAAUUCUUCUGUAGAAAUUGAAGACCAACUCCUCCCGCUGUCCUCUGGACCGAUCCAUGAAUACGAAUGCUACGUUUUAGCCACCUGA
Molecule: messenger RNA, 915 nt
Organism: Histoplasma capsulatum G186AR
Lineage: Eukaryota; Fungi; Ascomycota; Eurotiomycetes; Onygenales; Ajellomycetaceae
Exons: 3
Coding region: 1-915 (304 amino acids)
Source: RefSeq, a predicted model, not a curated record